Dissoconium aciculare CBS 342.82 is the source of this 552-nucleotide messenger RNA. RefSeq lists its product as uncharacterized. NCBI's taxonomy places the organism in Eukaryota, Fungi, Ascomycota, Dothideomycetes, Mycosphaerellales, Dissoconiaceae. The record is from RefSeq and is a predicted model, not a curated record. The transcript is spliced from 2 exons. The coding region runs from base 89 to 445 and encodes 118 amino acids.
CUGGCAAAGUGCGGAAUCUUCAGCAAGCCGAGCAUUUCCAGCCUGCUGACAGUAAUUGUCAUCGGCGGUAAGGUGUUCAAAGAUAAUCAUGAAUCAGCAAGGAGGGAGAUGGUGCGUCUUCGGCGGAACUCCUAAUCGCCGGCUUCGUGCGGAUCAUGAGGAUGCGAUAACCCAUCGGCGGGCGUCAGAGAUUUAUCGGCGGGAGACGGGUACUGGAUGGGAUGUACGUAGGCGCAUAUUGUCCCAUGCGCGAGUCAUCGUAAAUCGCUGCCCACGAUGGAACACUGCACAGACAGAUGAUGGCACGGUAGCGAGCGCAUCUGCAAUGGGUGUCGCCGCCAUGAUGCUGGUCCCAAUCAUUAUUCUCAUCGUCAAGGACCUUCAGAAACCGUCGGCGGAAAAUGAAGCAUCAUCGUGCGUCACAAGGAAUUUAUUGCGCUGCUAAAGCGAAAAAGCCGCCCAAGUGCCCCGGUGUCCAGGUGGAGUCGAAAAUUACGAUUAUUAUGAUGACCACCUGGGCAGAAAACGAAUGCUCGUCGCUCGGCAUCGGGC